Molecule: messenger RNA, 612 nt
Organism: Acytostelium subglobosum LB1
Lineage: Eukaryota; Evosea; Eumycetozoa; Acytosteliales; Acytosteliaceae
Exons: 1
Coding region: 1-612 (203 amino acids)
Source: RefSeq, a predicted model, not a curated record
AUGUUUCCGCUCAAGGUCAAGACACCAGGCGUAGGGGUAACACUGGUAGUGGUAGCAACCGUGGAGGCUGUUGUCGUGGUAGUUGGAACGGCCGUGGUUGAAGCAGAUGUUGUCACUGUGGUCGUGGCAGGGGUAGGAGUUGGUUUUCCAGUAGUUGUGACGGUUGUAGUGGCAGUUAUGGUGCUGGUUGGAGUGGCAGUGGUAGAUGCUGUCGUGGAAACAGUUGUCGUUGCUGGAGUAGGGGUAGGCACACCAGUGGUGGUAACUGUUGUCGUGGCAGUGAUGGUGCUAGUAGGAGUGGCAGUGGUAGAUGCGCUAGUGGAAACAGUUGUCGUAGGUGUACUUGUCGUGGACGUAGUGGGCCUGACAGUUGUCGAAGUGGUUGUGACAGGUGGUCUACUAGUGGUGCUGACAGUCGUGGUGGCAGUAAUGGUACUGGUAGGCGAGACUGUAGUUGAAGCAGUAGUGGACAUGGUAGUUGUUACGACCGGUGGAAUUGCAGUAGUGCUCACAGUGGUGGUGACAGUAGUAGUGGCUGUGAUGGAUGAAAUUGGCCCGGUGGUUGUUGCCGUUGUCGUUACCGUAGUAGACACUAUUGAAGAAGAUACUUGA